CCUCCAGGAGCAGCACAAACCCCGGGCAGCCCUUGCAACACCCCGGAUUUCGCCGGGAUUUGGAGCACUGGCAGCUCCUGGCCUCAGGUUCCUGGUGCCAGCAGCUCAGCUGAGGGAGGAGGAGAGCUCAGCUGCUUCUUCCUGGGAAGCAGGAGGGAGAGCUGGGUCCCACAGCAGCCAGGAGCCUUUGGGAAGCAGCAGCAGCAGUCUCACAAACCCUGAGCUCUGCAGCACUUCACUGCAACACACUAAAAAUGGAGCCCCAUCUCUCUCUCCAAGGCCUUUGGAGGAUAAACUGUCCAAUUAAGAAAUGACACCUCAAUUAUUUUCCCUUUUAACCCAACACCCAACCACCCGUGCCCACAAUGGGAACUUUUUUAUCCAAUGGCACAAAACCAUCCAAACCCAUGGAGAAGGAGGAGAAGGAGAAGGAGAAGGAGAAGGAGAAGGAGAAGGAGGAGAAGGAGAAGGAGAAGGAGAAGGAGAAGGAGAAGGAGAAGGAGAAGGAGAAGGAGAAGGAGAAGGAGAAGGAGAAGGAGAAGGAGAAGGAGAAGGAGAAGGAGAAGGAGAAGGAGAAGGAGAAGGAGAAGGAGAAGAAGAAGAAGAAGAAGAAGGAGGAGGAGAAGGAGAAGGAGAAGGAAGAGAAGAAGGAGAAGGAGCAGCCUCACCCCAAAACCCCCACCUUGCUUUCUGUCUCUGACUGCAUUCUAAACCCUUAGCUCUGUGUGAAAACCACAUUCAGUCUCUUGUGAAAAUUCCAAAGUUUAAUAAAGGCUGAUAGGAGAUGAGGGCCACAGAGCAAAGGUUGUUACAGCCAGGUGUAUUUUGGGGGACAUUCCUUAAAUGCUCUUUUCAUUAUAUUGGCCUGCUGUGUAUUCACAGAGUUUUAUGCAAAGUGAACUUCUCCUCACCCUUAGUUUGCAUGUUUCAGAGUUGUUUAGGAUGGCUCCUCUUUAGGCCUGCCUGUUUGGGGUAUGCUUUUUUUGGGAUGUAGUUUUAGUCUGUUCUUAUCACUUCCAGUUUCUAGGCCUGGUCUGCCCUGUCUUUAGGAGGUGGGUGUUCAUAUUUGUAGCAAGAUUUCUCAUUUUAUGUUUAUUGAUGUUAUCUCAUCUAAGCAGACAUUUCAAUACAAGCAGAGCUAUUUCAUUACUAUGUCCAAGCUUAAUUAAUAACAGAAAUAAAAAUUAUAUCUUUAUAACAAAGUUACUUUAACACCACCCAUAUAAAAUCCAUUUCAAUAUCUGUGAAAAGCCAAUAUUAUAAUAUGUAUCUCUAACACACUGAGUUUCCCACCCUGGGAUAUCACACACUUCUAUCCAAACCCCACUCCCCCAAUCCCAGUUCUGUCAUUCCAUUCUGGAAGCUUCUCCAGGCCCUCAGGUCACUGCAGUGUUCUCUGGGGGUCAGUGCCUGGCAGCUCAGAAAGUUUAAAAUUCUCAGUAAAAAUCUGAAAUUUUCAAUAUCCAGGGUUCCAACACCAACUAUGGCCAGGACUGAGUGAAGGAGCUGGGGUGGUGCAGGAUUUCCAGGGGGAGGGUGGGAAUUCUGGGAGUGUGGAAUGAGGAAGAUUUCUGUUGGAACCCAGGGCACAGGGAAUGUUUCUCUGCCUGUCCUGAGAAGUUCUGACCCCCAGGAGAACUCUGCUUUUAGCCUUCAUCCAUGGAGAAAGCUUCCAAGCCUUUGGGAUGAAUUGGAAUCUAUGUGUGUGAAAUAGACAGUGGCAGAGUUUAUCACAGGGUGAAAAACUCAGAGUUUUGGGGUUUUAGUAUGGAGGUGGGCAGGAGACAGGAUGGAGGAUUUGGGGCACUGUCUGAUCUCCUUGUUCUUCAUCUGCUCCAUUUCCUGCAGUGGUGGGAGCACAGAGUGAUUGGUGAGAAAGAGCCACAACGCAGAUGUUGCAUGAACAAACAAAUAAUUCGUUAUUGGUAGAAAGGUAGAAAUAAAAUAUGUUCUAAAAGUUAAUUGAACAAAAUAGCCUUAAAAGACCUUAAAGCUGUGUGUCUUGUGACUUUUGGUGCCUUCUCUUCGUACACUAAGUCUGAGAUGCAGAGGAGUACUAAACUAUUGAUAAGAGAAAAAUAAACAACAACCUGAAGACCAAAAA
Haemorhous mexicanus (house finch) is the source of this 2104-nucleotide messenger RNA. RefSeq lists its product as uncharacterized. NCBI's taxonomy places the organism in Eukaryota, Metazoa, Chordata, Aves, Passeriformes, Fringillidae. The transcript has 2 exons. Bases 366 to 719 code for a protein of 117 amino acids. The record is from RefSeq and is a predicted model, not a curated record.